This is a messenger RNA of Alternaria alternata, 582 nucleotides long. RefSeq lists its product as hypothetical. The record is from RefSeq and is a predicted model, not a curated record. The transcript is spliced from 2 exons. Bases 1 to 582 code for a protein of 193 amino acids. NCBI's taxonomy places the organism in Eukaryota, Fungi, Ascomycota, Dothideomycetes, Pleosporales, Pleosporaceae.
AUGUCUCGAGGCAUCGCUCCAGAUUACUCGCGUUCUGUACAGGAAGUCUAUACAGGUUUCAUGAUGUCCGUUGUUGAAAGUUCAGGAGGAUUAGAUUAUAUUGCGUCUGCAGGCAUACACCCAACUGAGAAAGACUGGCCAUCAUGGGUACCCGACUGGAGACUCACAUCCACCCGCCACCACAUCGAGUAUCUGCGAUCCCGCUCAGCUGGCGGUAAUCUACCCACUCAGGUUCCGCUGAUCAAGCAAGGCAAAAGAAGUACUCUUCUUGUUUGCAGCGGAUUGCAAGUGGACAUAGUCGAUGGUACUGCAGCCGAACCUCCCCUACAUCGUUCUACUCAACCACGCUACGCCUUGAAUAGAUAUGGCAGUCGGAAAUCCGAAGCACUCCAGCAGACCUUGCUUAUGGGCCACCCUAAAGCUACUCCAGGCACAAUUGUGGGCUAUCCCAAAGCGUCUACAGGCGUACUCAAGUCUGUUCAUCGCCAUGACGACCAAAGAUCUGUCAGUCAAACUACUUUCAAAGAUUUGAUAAGUUCCGAAAACACAAUCGAGGCUUCCGUAUCGGAGGCCAGAGUUUAG